This is a messenger RNA of Oldenlandia corymbosa var. corymbosa, 2523 nucleotides long. NCBI's taxonomy places the organism in Eukaryota, Viridiplantae, Streptophyta, Magnoliopsida, Gentianales, Rubiaceae. The record is from the annotation of a GenBank genome assembly.
AUGGCUUCCGAUUCGUCUCCGGGAAACGUCAACGGUGGUCCACCAUCGCCGGAUGAGUCACUUUCGAGCCCAAUCGGAAACACGUUCUCUUCUCCCGGCGAUAGCACUCGCCAGGGACGAGGUCGCCGGUCAACUGCCUCGUACGACACCCCAACGCCGCCGCGGCGUACGAGCUCUCGUUUCGCCACACCUGAAGUUACGCCGACGCCGUCCAGCGGCACGAAUCCGCGCCGGAGAAAGAGAGCAUCCUCUGCAGCCACGGCCACCCCGACCGGCUCCGCCGCCGCGGCUACACCUUCAUCCGCUGAUGAGGCUCCUAUUUCAUCUGAAGCCGGUGACGGUGACGACCCUGAUGCCCCUCCGAUGUACGUUUGGGGGACUAAUAUCAGCGUUCAAGAUGUGAAUGCUGCGAUUUUAAGGUUUUUGAGGCAUUUCCGGGAGAACCCUGCGGAAAUUGAGGGGAAAUACAUGAGGGCAAUUAAUCAUAUCAUUGAGAUCGAAGGGGAUUCUCUCGAGGUUGAUGCACAAAACGUGUUUGAUUAUGAUAGUGAUCUGUAUACCAAGAUGGUUAGGUACCCUUUGGAAGUUCUUGCCAUUUUCGAUAUUGUUUUGAUGGACAUGGUCAGUAGAAUCAACCCUUUGUUUGAAAAGCAUAUACAAGCAAGGAUUUUUAACCUGAGGUCUUCCACUAACAUGAGAAGUCUUAAUCCAUCUGAUAUUGAAAAGAUGGUGUCACUGAAAGGAAUGAUAAUCCGUUGUAGUUCAAUCAUACCCGAGAUAAGGGAAGCCAUAUUCAGAUGUCUUGUCUGUGGCUACUACUCUGAUCCUGUAGUUGUUGAUAGAGGAAGGAUUACUGAGCCGUUGAUUUGUGGGAAGCAAGAAUGUCUUGCCCGAAAUUCCAUGACCCUGGUUCACAAUAGGUGCAGGUUCACGGAUAAACAGAUAGUGAGACUUCAGGAGACGCCUGAUGAGAUACCAGAAGGAGGGACUCCUCAUACAGUUAGCCUGUUGAUGCAUGAUAAAUUGGUGGACUCUGGAAAACCUGGUGACAGGGUUGAGGUCACUGGAAUCUACAGGGCUAUGAGUGUCCGAAUUGGGUCGACACAGAGAACUGUGAAAUCAUUGUUCAAGACAUACAUCGAUUGUCUUCACCUAAAGAAGACAGACAAAUCUAGAGUGAAUGCUGAAGACCUAAUGGAAGCUGAGAAUGAUACCAAUAGAGAUGAUGAAACUGUUGACUACGAAGAUAAGAUAGAGAAGUUGAAGGAACUUUCUCGGCAGCCUGACAUAUAUGAAAGAUUAACAAGAUCUUUGGCACCAAAUAUAUGGGAGUUGGAAGAUGUCAAGAAGGGUCUUCUUUGCCAGCUUUUUGGUGGGAGUGCCUUAAAGUUGCCAACUGGGGCAAGCUUCCGUGGCGACAUCAAUAUCCUUCUUGUUGGUGACCCCGGUACCAGCAAAUCCCAGCUGCUUCAAUACAUUCACAAGCUGUCUCCACGUGGUAUCUAUACUAGUGGUCGAGGAAGCUCUGCUGUUGGACUGACGGCUUACGUUGCCAAAGAUCCCGAGACCGGUGAAACUGUGCUGGAAAGUGGAGCCCUGGUUCUGAGUGAUAGAGGAAUAUGCUGUAUUGAUGAGUUUGAUAAAAUGUCUGAUAAUGCAAGGAGCAUGUUGCAUGAGGUGAUGGAACAACAAACUGUUUCAAUAGCAAAGGCAGGAAUUAUUGCUUCACUUAAUGCUAGAACUUCAGUUUUGGCUUGUGCAAAUCCAAUUGGUUCACGUUACAAUCCGCGUCUAUCCGUGAUAGAUAAUAUACAUCUUCCUCCCACGCUGUUGUCUAGGUUUGAUUUGAUCUACUUAAUUCUUGAUAAGGCUGAUGAACAGACAGACAGGCGUCUUGCAAAGCACAUUGUUGCACUGCAUUUUGAAAAUCCAGAGACUUCUGUACCGGAUAUCAUUGACCUUCCAACCUUAACUGCUUAUAUGAGCUAUGCACGAAACAAUAUACAUCCGCAACUGUCUGAUGAGGCUGCCGAUGAGUUGACCAGAGGAUAUGUGGAAAUGAGAAGAAGAGGAAAUUUCCCAGGCAGUAGCAAGAAGGUGAUAACUGCAACACCAAGACAACUCGAGAGCUUGAUACGCCUGAGUGAAGCUCUAGCGCGGAUUCGUUUCUCUGAGUGGGUCGAAAAGCAGGAUGUGACCGAGGCUUUCAGGCUUCUCCAAGUUGCGUUGCAGCAGUCUGCAACAGAUCAUGCUACAGGAACCAUUGACAUGGAUCUAAUCACAACUGGGGUUUCUGCAAGCGAACGGAUGCGAAGAGAAAAUUUGGUAUCAAGCACCCGCAACAUAAUUAUGGAAAAGAUGCAAAUUGGCGGAUCUUCAACACGCCUGAUGGAGUUACUCGAAGAGUUGAAGAAACAAAAUUCUGGAACAGAAGUUCAUCUCAGUGAUCUACGUCAUGCUCUAGCCACUCUUGCGACUGAAGGUUUCGUCGUAGUCCAUGGAGAUAAUGUGAAGAGAAUAUGA